CCCAGGGCAGCGCUGCGGUUCUCCUGCUUCACCCUCCUCCAUCCCUGUCCCGCGCUUCGCCCAUUGGUCACAGGGGCUGGGCUCGGGGGGAGCCCUGGGAUGUUGUAUAUAACCAACCCCUCCGUUCAGAGAGACCUCAGCAACUCGUGAGAGGGAAGAAACAUUCCCCUGAGCACGAGCCCAUAUGCAACAGCAAGCCCCAGGAUCUACAACACUGCAGUUGUCCCGGGACCUGCAGGACAUGCCCAGCAGCCUGUGAAGUGGGAAGGAGCCGUGAGAGGGAAAGAAGCUGAUCCCAGAAGCACCUGAAGUCUGUGGUCACAAGGAAGGUGACUGAACUCCAUUGAGAAACUUUGCUGUUGUGUGCAUGGUGAUUUGCGAACAAGGUGAUUUCUCGUGUCAGGAUCCAAUUGAGACCCAUGCAGAGGCAUCCCACAAGCAUUAUGAGGACUCUUGCAGCCAGCUUUGAUGUUCAGUCCUCAAUGGCAAAAAUCCCAGCUCCUACCACCCUGGCCAUUUUCCUGGCUUGCCUCUUCUGUGGGGCACACAGUCAGACCCCAAGGGCUUUCCAGGAGAGCACCAUCCCCUUUGAGGUGCUUAGCCAUGAGCAGGUUUACAGCCUGGUCCAGCCAAGCCUGUUCCAGGAUAACAGGCAGUCGAACCACUCGGAGAGCGUCUCUGGGAGCACCAGCUCUGAGCCACCCCUGCUGCCUGUGUGUUUGAAGCCCGCAGAUAUCAGACACAUCUUCAAAUACAUCAACACCAUAGUGUCCUGCACCAUCUUCAUAGUGGGGAUCAUUGGCAACUCCACACUCCUGAGGAUCAUUUACAAGAACAAGUGUAUGAGGAAUGGGCCAAAUGUCCUCAUUGCCAGCUUGGCACUUGGAGACCUGCUCUACAUCCUCAUUGCUCUACCCAUCAAUGUGUAUAAGCUCUUGGCAAAGGACUGGCCCUUUGGCGUGCAGGUGUGCAAGCUGGUCCCCUUCAUCCAGAAGGCUUCGGUGGGCAUUACAGUCCUCAGCCUUUGUGCUCUCAGCAUCGACAGGUACCGAGCAGUGGCAUCCUGGAGUCGGAUCCAGGGGAUAGGAAUCCCCAUGUGGAAGGCAGUGGAGGUGAUGCUGAUCUGGGCAGUGGCCAUCGUGCUUGCAGUGCCUGAAGCUAUAGCCUUUGACAUGGUGGAGCUCAGCUACUGGGAACACCACCUGUGGGUGUGCAUGCUUGCCUCUGAACAGAAAUCCAGCUUCAUGAUGUUCUACCGUGAUGUGAAAGACUGGUGGCUUUUUGGCUUCUAUUUCUGCCUCCCCUUGGUAUGCACUGGCAUCUUCUACACUCUCAUGUCAUGCGAGAUGUUGAACAAGAGAAACGGCAUGAGAACUGCUCUGAAUGACCACAUGAAACGGCGCCGGGAGGUGGCCAAGACAGUGUUCUGCCUAGUGGUGAUCUUUGCGCUCUGCUGGCUUCCGCUCCACCUCAGCCGCAUCCUCAAGAAGACCAUCUAUGACCAGACAGACCCCAACAGAUGUGAACUGCUCAGUUUCCUCCUUGUGAUGGAUUACUUCGGGAUCAAUAUGGCCUCCCUCAACUCCUGCAUCAACCCUGUGGCUCUCUACUUUGUCAGCCGGAAAUUCAAGAACUGCUUCCAGUCCUGCCUAUGCUGCUGGUGCCAGAGAUCCACUCUGAGCAUCACACCAAUGGAUGACAAGGGCUCUGUUGGGAAGUGGAAAGCCAAUGGGCAGGAGCUUGGGGUGGACCGGAGCAGCUCCCGCUUGAGUAACAAGUACAGCUCUUCCUAAAGCUAUACCUCUGGCAGGGCCAAGAGGAGAAGGCUCUGUGCCAGGAUGGCAGGACUCCUCCAUUACUCUCGCAUGGCUGUUUCCUGGCUGGGCCUGAACAAUUUUUGUCUUCAUGUGAUAACCCAUCUGGAAGGAGCUGCAGCAUUUCACUAGGCCCUUGGGACUAGCUCUGAACAUAGGCUCUGUACCACUCUGAUCCAUUCCCUGGUCUGAGCCACUUCUGGAGGAGAGGGAAGAGGAUGCAGAUCCUCACAUGAUUUUUCAUUUCCUUGCAGGAAAAGCAAAUGACUUAUGGC
Neopsephotus bourkii (Bourke's parrot) is the source of this 2089-nucleotide messenger RNA. Its product is annotated as endothelin receptor type B-like. The transcript is spliced from 8 exons. Gene Ontology annotation, cellular component: membrane. The coding region runs from base 420 to 1793 and encodes 457 amino acids. Gene Ontology annotation, molecular function: endothelin receptor activity. The record is from RefSeq and is a predicted model, not a curated record. Gene Ontology annotation, biological process: enteric nervous system development; G protein-coupled receptor signaling pathway; vasoconstriction. Lineage: Eukaryota; Metazoa; Chordata; Aves; Psittaciformes; Psittacidae.